AUGGCGGACCAGAAAUUCACUACCUGGUGGGCCGUUGUCCACAUCGCAAUUAUCCUAUUCCGUUACACGCCCUGUCUUUAUGUAGCUGGCAUCGCCUCUCUGUUCCUCAUCAAUGGCUCUGGAGCCUGGGACCUGACAUCAAUGAGGAUUCUGUGCGGUGCCUUGACGGCCGAGGCUGUCUACUAUCUUUCCGCAUGGCGCCCAUACCACGCACGUCUCAACCUCCCCGCAGAGUACCCUGAGCUGUGGCCAGCCACGCGUAAGGAGAGACGAGAACUCUUUGAUGAGUGCUUUGCCCAUGUCUCUGAACCGGAAGCCUAUCUCCGCUGGUGGUUUCUGGGAUCAGACCGACACGAUAUUCGUCGAGACAACGUGAGAGAGUUCAUUACCUGGGGCUUCUUUGAUAGAGAUAGCCUAUACCCGGAUGUCCAUCCAGAGGACGCCGAGCUCCAGAAGGAGAUUGACGAGUAUGUAGCUGCCUUUGAGAAGAAGUUGGGGUCCCCUCUUGCUGAGGGCCGUGGCCCAGCCAAAAGCCUGCGUCUCACUGUAGACCCAAUUCAGACAGCUUACCGCGGUCUGGCCUGGUACUCGGUUGUCUUUCUCAUCGACCAACUCACACACCUGUCAAUGGCUUUGAUGGGAUUUCGAUAUCAUCCACCGGCUGAAGGAGCACCCGUCUUCCCCCCCCGGCCACAGGUCCUCUUGGCCAGCGAAACGUCUCCCGCAUCCAGCCUUGGUUACUGGUUCAAACCCCAUAGGGCUGGACCAGACACGUUGCCCGUUGUCUUCUUCCAUGGAAUCGGAAUCGGCCUUUGGACAUAUCUGCGCUUCUUUUGUGGAAUUUCCAAGCCUAAUGAUAACGGCAGCUCACUCGGAGUCAUUGCCAUCGAGAUGCUCCCAAUAUCCUUCCGCCUCACAUCUCCACUGCCCAGACAAUCCGAGUUUGUGCGCCAGGUGACCAACAUUCUUGACUACCACGGUUGGGACCAAGUAUCCGCUGUUUCCCACUCAUACGGUUCCGUGCCGACGACGCAUAUAAUUCGUUCGCCUGAGCUGAAACACCGGGUGACCUCGGUCGUACUGCUCGACCCGGUCACCAUCCUCCUGCAUCUUCCUUACGUCGCUUACAAUUUCACUCGCCGCGCUCCCAGCGCCACCAACGAGUGGGUUUUGUGGUACUUUGCGAGCACAGAUCCUGGCGUCGCACACUGCCUCGGCCGUCACUUUUUCUGGCGACACAAUGCCGUAUUCAAACGCGAGCUACUCGCCCCCGUACCCAUCCACCAACAUGGCCACUCGGAUCGUGCACAGUCAGAUGGCAGUGCCCAGUUAGGACGCGACAGCAGUGACAGCAGUAAUGACGACCAUAUUUACGUCCGGCCCAGGAGAGUGGCCGUAUGCCUGUCCGGCCGAGAUUUAAUUGUUGAGACGGGUGCUGUGGCUCAGUACCUGACCCAGCAGGAGGAACCAAAGGGCGGGGAGUCCCAUAUUGAAGAGUCAACAAUAACAAGGACGGACGACUCCAUUGAGGUGAUGAUAUUUCCUGAUCUAGACCACGCCCAGAUAUUCACCACUGCAAAAGACACUAGCAGGGUUAUUGAUCUCGUGAAGAACUAUUGUAAGAUAUGA
Messenger RNA from Geosmithia morbida, 1629 nucleotides. RefSeq lists its product as uncharacterized. Lineage: Eukaryota; Fungi; Ascomycota; Sordariomycetes; Hypocreales; Bionectriaceae. The transcript has a single exon. Bases 1 to 1629 code for a protein of 542 amino acids. The record is from RefSeq and is a predicted model, not a curated record.